ACAAGCAAAGACAAGCCAAAACAACAAAGAGACAAUUCAAUAACUCCUUCACAACUCACAUCUCAACACCACCACUACAAACCCACUACCAGCCCAAAUACCACCCCAACAAAUCACAAUGGCCGUCUACAGCACUAGCUUCACCACCGAGCGUCCUAUGCUCUACGGACGCAGCGGUUACAACAACAAGCCCAACGGCGGAGAUGAUGACGACUCCAACAAGAACCAGGGCCGAAGUGGCUACAAUUCCAAGCCCAAUGGCGGCGACGAUGAUGAGGACAAGAACCGCGGCCGGAGUGGAUACAACUCCAAGCCCGACGGCUCCGACGACAAGGACAAGAAGAGAUCUUUCAACUUCGCCUAAGCAAGAAACACAUCUCUCACUCUCUCUUUUGCCACACCACCCAAUGGCAACUGAUCAAAUCACCGUCCCUAUACCGGUCCUCCGGCACGAAGGGGGAACCUCUUUGUACCAACACACCCAAUUAUAGAGAUAGAAAAGCUCAGGCUUAAAUCCGGCGUUUUAUUUGGUUAUCACUUCACCGUCUUCCCCACAUAAAACCUGACUGGCAACGGUUGGCUCGCAUCACCGAUACGACGCCCCAACCCCCCAACAAGUUUCCUUACUCACUACACUUUGUCUUUUCUGGCGCAUGGGAG
This is a messenger RNA of Cryphonectria parasitica EP155, 660 nucleotides long. RefSeq lists its product as uncharacterized. The record is from RefSeq and is a predicted model, not a curated record. The transcript has a single exon. The coding region runs from base 119 to 364 and encodes 81 amino acids. NCBI's taxonomy places the organism in Eukaryota, Fungi, Ascomycota, Sordariomycetes, Diaporthales, Cryphonectriaceae.